UGGGGAGCGAGUGCGGGCGGAAGCGGCCGAGAGCCCAGCGCUGCCCCAGGCCGAGCUGGCCCAGCUCCAUCCGUGCCCCUGCGGUGGGAUGCUGUGGGACUGGGGGGGAAGAGGGAGGCGGCAGUGGGUGCUGGGCCUGGGGGCAGGAGGAGAAGGGAAGGAGAAGCAGGGCUGAAGAACAAAAUGGUCCAAAUAUGUACCUGGGGCUGUGCAGAAGGAGGAAGAGGAGUGUGAGGUAGAGUAGGGACACAGGAGGAGGAGAAGGAGCAGGAAGAGGAAACAACACAAAGUUUCUCCCUUUAUCUCCAGCUCCCCCAGCCUCAGGAGUGUUGCCCCCCCCUCCCCACAUGCAGCAGGUGACUGGGGAGGGGGACCCACGAUUUUCACGGGGCUGAAUCUUGGUGUUUCUGAGCUUUAUUGGACUAAAUGUUGGUGCUUUGGGUUUUUGUGAGGGCUGAACCUUUCUAUUUUGGAGGGGAUUUUGCCUGAGUCUUGUUGUUUGAUCAGUUUUUGAUCUGUUUUGAUAUUUGGAGGAUAUUUGGGCUGAGUCUUGGUGUCCUGGAGGUUCUUAUGCCUCAAGAUCAUAAGAUGCCCAGUGACUUCCUGGGAUGAACUUGGGCAAGGAGGAACCCGCAGUCCAAGCCGCUCUCCUGUUGGUUUUUUCCCCCCAACCAGGAUUUUAUGUUCUCAAAGCGUGGCAAGAUGGAGGAGGAGGAAAAGCCCUGGAGAUGCCACACAAGGAGGGGCUGCAAACCCAGCCCAGGGAGCUGCGAGGAGGAAAGAUCCCCCCAGUGCCAGGAACACGGCCAGAGAUCCAGCCGGAGCUCAGAGCUGGGGGAGAAGCCCCACAAGUGCUUGGAAUGUGGGAAGGGUUUCAGGUACAGCUCCAGGCUGAUCCAGCACCAGGUGAUCCACACUGGGGAAAAGCCCUACGAGUGUGGGGAAUGUGGGAAGAGCUUCAGCCACAGCUCCAACCUGAGGGCACACCAGGUGAUCCACACUGGGGAACGGCCCUAUGAGUGUGGGAAAUGUGGAAAGAGCUUCACCAACACGUCUUGCCUGAUGAAACACCAGGUGAUCCACACGGGGGAACGACCCUACACCUGCUUGGAAUGUGGGAAGAGCUUUGGGUGGAGCUCCACCCUGAGAAAACACCAGCGCAUCCACACUGGGGAGAGGCCCUACGAGUGUCCCCAGUGUGGGAAGAGGUUUCAGACCAGCUCCGACGUCCUCAGACAUGAGCGGAUUCACACAGAGGAGAGGCCCUUCCGCUGCCCCGACUGCGGGAAGGGCUUCCAGCAAAACGCCACCCUCACCGUCCACCGGCGCAUCCACACUGGGGAGAGGCCCUACGAGUGUCCCCAGUGUGGGAAGAGCUUCUCAGACAGCUCAGCCUUGACCAAACACCAACGCAGGCACCAGUAAGGGAAGCCCUGCGAGUGCCCCGAGUGUGGGAAGAGCUUCGUGCGCUGCUCCAGCUCCAUCCCCCAUGGGAGGAUCGGCGUUGGAUGAUCCCCAGUGACCCCCGUUGGGCAGAGCCCUGGUGAUCCGUGGUCCUGGUGAUCCAUGUUGGGAAGGCACCUGGCUGGGAGGCUCCACAUCUUCCUGGCUCCCUGUGGGCACCUGGAUGAAAGCAGGGGAGUGAAAGUCUGUCAGGACACAGACCAACAAUGGGAAUUCCUUGAGGAGAGUGGUUUUGUUGACUUUCAAUCCUAGAGAACCUUUUCUCGCUGCCUCAGGAGCUGUGUGGGCAGAGAAAAGAGGGUGACACCAGCCUUGGGGGCCCUGAAGGAACACACAUGCUGGGGGGAGGGGAUAUCCCAACCUAGGGACCCCCUCUCACAUUCUUGCUCAGGUAUAAGCCGAGCCCCUGCACCAGAAAGACGAAACCCAACAUGGUACCCCUGAUCCCCGUCAGCACCUUGCUGUGGGCAGCGUUUGACGGCAUCUCUGGGGGGUCUGCAGAGGUCAGGAGCCUGAAAACCUCUCACAGACCCUUCCAAGUACCUCAAAGUACCCUCCCAGUCUCCCCCAGCCCACCCAGGACCCUCUGAAACCUCCUUUGGAGUCACUAAUUUUAAACAAUUAAGGAUUUUAGAAAGAUAUCUUAGCAAGAGAUAGGCCUUGCUGGAACUAGUUAGAGUUAAUGAUUAAGUGAGAAGCAGGAUUUGAGAUAUUGAGUCUUAGGACUUAGGUAAAAAAUUACUUGUCAUUGUAUGUUUGUUCAGCUGUGCUUAUAAUGAGAAAAGAGAAACUGAUAAACGGGUUCAGGAAGAUCACAGACCUUACAUCUGGAAACCCAUUUAAAAGUCACAAGGGAGGAACCUGGAGUUGUACCAAAUGUCAUUUCUAAUGUGAACCAUUGUAAACGUAGAAAGGUCAGAGUGAGGAAGAGCAGUUUCCCUUCAUCUCUUGAUGACCCCUCCUCACCAAAACGACCUCCUCCUCAAAUUAGGGAGCCAAGCACGCAGGCAUAAUGACAUUUUAAACUCAUUGCUGUGAAUUUUAACCCGAAGUGGAGCAUGGGAGGUUUUAAGCAUUAUGAAUAUCUAUUAGUAUUAAUAUGUAUUAGUAUUUUGGAAAUUCAAGACUUUUGUAAAUAAAUAGACACUGGAAUCUUUUGUCAACUUGCAGUGUGAUUAAGGGGUGACUCCCGCACUCGCCCAGUGCUGGGA
Molecule: messenger RNA, 2675 nt
Organism: Pseudopodoces humilis (Tibetan ground-tit)
Lineage: Eukaryota; Metazoa; Chordata; Aves; Passeriformes; Paridae
Source: RefSeq, a predicted model, not a curated record